AUAUCAGAAAUUGCCGCGGGUGGCGAACGUCGCGUCGUCCGUAAUCAAGAACAAAAUCUUUGUGUUGUUACUUGUGGUGGUUGUUAGAUUGUUCACAUGUUCACACAGGAUCAUAAUUUAUAAGAAAAUGUACACACGAACCGCCAUCCUCCUGGUUCUUGGCACUGUCAGUGCCCAGUCACGAACAGGACACGCCCCCGUCCCCUGCCCUGGCGUGUUUGAGUACCAGAAGCCAGGAUCAGAGACAGGCAAAUGGGAAGGCGUUGUGCACCUCACCUCAGAUGUCCAGCUUUACUCGGUGUUUCUUAACAUAAUUCUGACUGAGAAGGCUCAGUUACUCGGGAACUGGUUAGCGGAGUCGACAACGCAAGACAACAAACAGUUUAGAAUAGAGUCCACUGAAUUGGUAAUAUCACCAGCGGCGCCUCUUGAUUUCAAAUUUUUCGUCAGAUUCGACCCUCUCAGCAAGAUUCCACUGCUGCAGUCAAUUAAAUUUAAUGGGCAGGAAAUUUGCAAUGCAGCUGUUACUACAGAGUCCUCAAGCGAAAAACCUGCACCGCCACCACCGCUGAUACCCCAAGACUCCUUUGAGACCAAACCAAUAAAAAAACAAUCAGAUAAUAACGAAGUAACUGGGGGCGGCGUGUAUGUACCAGGACCACCUGUAGGACUUCCAACUAUUAUAGGUGGCGGUGUUCCCACAAAUGAAAAG
Molecule: messenger RNA, 712 nt
Organism: Manduca sexta (tobacco hornworm)
Lineage: Eukaryota; Metazoa; Arthropoda; Insecta; Lepidoptera; Sphingidae
Exons: 4
Source: RefSeq, a predicted model, not a curated record